This is a messenger RNA of Wasmannia auropunctata (little fire ant), 1964 nucleotides long. RefSeq names its product GTP-binding protein Rit2 (gene Ric). The coding region runs from base 344 to 1084 and encodes 246 amino acids. Gene Ontology annotation, cellular component: plasma membrane. NCBI's taxonomy places the organism in Eukaryota, Metazoa, Arthropoda, Insecta, Hymenoptera, Formicidae. Gene Ontology annotation, molecular function: GDP binding; calmodulin binding; GTP binding. Gene Ontology annotation, biological process: Ras protein signal transduction. The transcript has 5 exons. The record is from RefSeq and is a predicted model, not a curated record.
CGAAUCUGUCCGCUCCGCGCUGCGCGCAUACGGCGAUGAUCAGUGCGCGUUCCGGCCGUCCGACGACAGGUCAUGUUAUGCGGCACGACGAAGAUCUGAAUCUCAAUGUGCUUUUACCUGCACGCGUCGAGCAUGAGUCACGGCGUCGUCCACGACGUCCGUCGCUCAGCAGCCGCUGGCAAACAACACGGGUGUGUCCGUUGAAUUGGUCGCGCGUCGUCCGAUACACGGUGCGAUCAAGUGUGCCAGUCGCCGCCUCGCCGUAGGGUAAGUGUGUGUCGGCCGCCCGUCGCGGGUAUCAGGCCCACGUACGUAUAUUACGUUAUUACGUACGCACGCCGGUAUGCACGGCCGGCCAGCCGCCUGCACGAUGACCGCGGCGACGACGGCGGCUGGCAUCUCGCAGGACCGAAACAUCCCCUGCAACGGCAAGGACGAUAUAGCGGUGGUAACGCAGCCUACUGUCAGGAGCGGACUCAGGGUAUACAAAAUCGUGGUGUUGGGCGACGGCGGUGUUGGCAAAUCAGCUGUCACCUUGCAGUUUGUCAGUCACAGGUUUCUCGACUAUCACGAUCCUACGAUAGAGGAUUCAUAUCAGACACAAGUGGUCAUCGAUGGCGAGGCAGCUCUUCUGGAUAUUUUAGACACAGCUGGACAGGUGGAAUUCACAGCAAUGCGUGAGCAAUAUAUGAGAUGCGGUGAAGGCUUCAUGAUAUGUUACUCGGUAACGGAUAGGCAUAGCUUCCAAGAGACAAUGGAGUACAGGAAGCUAAUAUCACGUGUGCGCGCCAACGAGAACAUUCCUCUGGUGCUGGUCGGCAAUAAGUUUGAUCUGUUGCAUCAUCGAAAGGUGACCACGGAGGAAGGCAAGGCGUUGGCGGAAGAGCUCGGUUGUCCGUUUUACGAGACAUCCGCCGCUCUCAGACAAUUCAUAGACGAUGCAUUCUUCUCGCUAAUCAGGCAAAUUCGCGCUAAAGAGAGGUCCCGCAGUUCGCAUCGCAAGCGUAGCCGCUGGUGGCGAAUUCGCUCGAUAUUCGCCUUCAUUUUCCGACGGAAGAGACACCCUUCCCAUCGUUCUCCGUAAAAUUGGUUUUUGAUCAUUAGUUUUUUUUUUAACAAACAGAUCGUUGAACCGCGACAAACGACAGCAAUGACGAGGGGAAUAUCAUAGCAAAUCACAACGAAAUAGAUAUUACUCAUAAUUUUAAUUUACGCGAUUACAUAGUUACCCUUGUUUAGAGACUGACAAUUCAUUAAUGUUUCACUGCCUUAUCAUUGACCCCAGUACGUAUUUUGAAUGCAGAGCAAAGCGAAAUUGUCAAACAAGCUGGAACGCACACUUUGUAUUCAUCUUAGACUCGAGAUCUCGAAUUAAUCAUUCGCGUGCUGCUCAAUUAAAGAAACAUAAAGCAUGAUACAUAAUACGAUUCAUACUUUCUGUACUCGUAUACGAUACAUAUACUUGUGACUUCCAGUUUUUUUAAAUGACGAUUUUUUUUCGCGAUAUUUAUUUAUCUUGAAGGCUGUUUAUUUAAGUUAGGUUUCAAACUGAUGUGGCGAUAAACAGAACCUAAGGCAACUAAUUUUGAAUAAGUAAAUAUCCGCAAAUCACUAAUGAAUCACUUUUUUUAAUAGAUGUAGACGACGGUAAAUUUUAUUUUAUUAUUAAAUGACGUGCGCGACCAAAGAAAAGUAUAUGAAACGUUAAAAUACAAAGCAAGAAGUGAUUCUUAGCAAUGCAGAGAAAAAUAUAAAAAUGCAAGAUAUUAUAUAAAAGUUUUACAAGAUAGCUGCAAUUUUUAAAUAUAUAAAAAUAGAAUUUUAUUUAUUUUAAUUUAAAUAUAUAUUCAAAGAUUAUGCUGCUACAAAUUAUGAAUGAGAGUUAUAUAAAAGUUGCAGUAAGUUAUAAAGUUUAGGAUUGUUAUAUAUUUAGUAUUAUUAAUUAUUAUUAAAUCUCUAAAAUG